AUUUAAUACAACAAAUCGAUAAAGUUAUUCAUAAUUCAUACAUUCAAAAUAUUUGACUGGGGGAAUAUCAAUAAUUUGCCAUUUGAUCAUGUCCAUGUUGCAAUGUUGCAAAUGAAGAAUGAAAAAUGAAAGUUGGUGAAGUCGUGAAGUAAACAGAGCACGGAGGACGGCAUCUGUGGCAUAACCUUAAUUGGAUAAUUUUGUUUACUGUCUUCAAAAUAUUUCAGAACAGUGUUUAGUAGUGAAAAAGACAAUUUUUCAGUCUCAUGUGAAUCGAAAAUGAUUUUACCUGAUUCAUUGCUAUUCUGCGUAUCACUUUUAGAUACUGGAGCACUUCUGUUUUUAUUGAUAUAUUUUGUAAUAACAUUAUCGGACCUCGAAUGUGAUUAUUUGAAUGCUCAAGAAUGUUGUUCAAGACUGAAUCAAUGGGUAAUGCCGAAAUUUAUAGCUCACACAUUUUUAAGUGUCCUUCUUUUGAUACAUGGACACUGGAUAUUGAUGUCCCUAAACUUGCCAAUGACUUUCUGGCUUAUAUAUGAAAUAUAUACUGUGCCCAGAGGAAAUUUAGGGGUAUAUGACGCUAUUGAGAUACAUAAUCGAGGACAAAUUAAAAAGCAUAUGAGAGAUUGUAUGAUUUAUUUAGGAUACUAUUUACUAUUCUUCUUUUUGUAUUUGUAUUGUUUGAUUACUUCUCUUCUGCAAGGAGAUCCGAUCAACAGGAAAGACGAAGGUGAAAUUAUGAAUGACUUCUAAUCAGUAUUGGACAAACUGUGGUAUUAGAAAUACCUUAAGAAAAUGAACAAUUAAAAUUGUUUACAAUACAGGCUGAACCUUUUGAUAUUAUCUAUAUUUGUGUGUAGAAUUUUAGUCGACUGUGUUUUUAUUUAUAUAUGUAAUUUAUGUAAUUUUGUUUAAUAAAAUAGUGACGAUAAAA
Messenger RNA from Diabrotica virgifera virgifera (western corn rootworm), 934 nucleotides. Its product is annotated as protein cornichon homolog 4. Bases 280 to 753 code for a protein of 157 amino acids. Gene Ontology annotation, cellular component: COPII-coated ER to Golgi transport vesicle; endoplasmic reticulum membrane. The transcript has 3 exons. The record is from RefSeq and is a predicted model, not a curated record. Gene Ontology annotation, biological process: endoplasmic reticulum to Golgi vesicle-mediated transport. NCBI's taxonomy places the organism in Eukaryota, Metazoa, Arthropoda, Insecta, Coleoptera, Chrysomelidae.